Molecule: messenger RNA, 2521 nt
Organism: Naegleria gruberi
Lineage: Eukaryota; Heterolobosea; Eutetramitea; Acrasida; Naegleriidae
Exons: 1
Coding region: 1-2133 (710 amino acids)
Cellular component (GO): membrane
Source: RefSeq, a predicted model, not a curated record
AUGGUAGCAACGCCACCUCUCCUCUUCUCUUUCUUUGUGUUUUGUUGGUGUGGAUUCUUGCUUGUUGACACAUGUUCUACACACUCUUCCAUAACUUCAUCAACAUUGAAUGUGUUUAUUCAGAAAAGCUCCACAACAGAAAGUUUGCAAGUAUUUGGAUCCAACUCUUCGAUCAUUCUCAUCACAUUCAAUCAGACAGCUAGUCAAGAUGAGUCAAGUUGGAACGUCAUUAAUCAAAUUGGACCUACAACAGAUGUACAUGUCUAUUCGUCACUCUUAGAGGAAGACACUCCAGAAAAGGAUGAAUUCAAAAGGAGUGUUGAACAUGCCAUGCUUAUGAAUGGUUUGAAUAUUAGAAAACUUUCGUAUGUCACUUUGAUGCUUACGGAUUGUAUGAUUGGAAAUCCAUUUGUGGAUAACAAACAGAUCAAGUUUCUGAUAACGACAGAUUUCGAUUUACCUAUCAUGGUGAGGAAAAUCAGAGAGAAUUUCGCAUUGGGGAGGUUAUUAGAAAUGAGUGAUUUUAGAAUUCAAGUUUUGGCUCCAUACGAAAUCCAAUAUUCAACGACAAGCAACAUUUCAGAAUCAACUGAAAGUUUAUAUCAAGAUAAGAUUGCAGAAUGUUUGAAUGCAAUGAAGAAUUGUAAAAAUAAUGGAACCCUCUCAACAUGCUAUUGGAAACAUGAUUAUUGUUGGAUCAGACAACCUUCAUCUCUCUUCCAAGUUCAACAAUUCAAUCUUCUCAAUUCCUACACUAAUAUGAAACUAGUUUACAAUAGCUCUUCCAUUUCCAACUCUAUUUCCAAAUACUCUCUGGAAUUCUCGCACGAAACUCAAAACCUCACCUUACCAUUCAUCAUUUACAAUGAAAUUCUUCCAUCUUUCUUCUUUUCCUGCAAAUCUCCGAUCUGUCUCUAUGAACCAAUGCUUCCAAGUGAACCAUUUCACUAUGCAGUUGCGUUCUGUUGCUUGAUAUUUUAUAUUGGACUAAUUUUCAUGAGGAAUAAGAAUACUAUUAAGGUAAGAUUGUUGUUGCCGUGGAUAUGUCCAUUGAUUGUUACAAUAAGAAUUCUUAGUAGUGGAGAAUACUUGUAUUCAACCUGUCCAAUUAUUUAUUCAAUGAUUUCUAUAGAAACUGUUUCUAUUGUGGUGACGAUUUAUUGUGUGACAGUUAUUAGAUUCUUUUAUUUGAGAAAUUUAUAUGACAUCAUUUCAAAAUCAAAGAGAAUUACACUUUUAAAGAGAUUGGCAUCUGUCAGAUUUGGAAUUUUUGUGACAGUUUUGGCAUCUGUGAUUGUAUUUGCUCUGUUGAUGGUGUUUCUUCCAAUGUUUAUCAAAAUUUAUUUGAAUCAGACUGCAAUCAGUGUUUCCAGAAAUGUAAUUAUUGGAGUAAUUGUUGCCAUUGCAAUUAUUUUGGCUAUUAUUUAUUCUAUAUUUGAUAUUAUUCUCAGAAGAAAGGAUAUUCGAAUGAAAGGAAUCAUGUAUUAUCUAUUUUUCGAUGAUCCUUAUCUGAUUCGAAUAGAUUUAAUAUCCUUAAUUAUCAUUUUGCUGUUGCUUAUUCCAUUUGUGAUUCCAACAAGAAUUCAAGUAUUAUCUGGAUUGUUUAGAAUGUUGAUUGCAUUGUCUGCGUUCAUGGCAAUGGGUGGAACAACAAUGGUAUUGGAAUGUUUCAAAAUGAUUCGUUAUUCGAAAAAUGACGAAAGUGAAAAACUGGAGGAUAUAAUUUCUGAUAAGAAUUUAUUUAAAAUCCUUAAAGAAUAUGCACAGAAAGAGUUUAGUUUGGAGAAUAUUCUAUUAUAUGAAAAUUUACAGCAAUUUUCCCACAAGAAAUUUACACGUACUGACCUAGAAGAAAUAGAAGAAUUAUUUGUAAGAAACUAUUCGAAAUACGAAGUCAACCUCCCUUCCCUAACCAAACGUAAAUUCUACGAAUACAUGAAAGAAACUGAAAAAUCCGAAACUCUUGAUGUAAAACUUGUCAAGGACCUAAUCUUCCAAGAAAUCCUCAACAAUAUCAUGGACACAUUCUCUCGUCUCCAAGAAACCGAAGAAUAUCUGAAAUGGGAGCGCAUCAAACAGUUCCAACUUCGUAAAAUGUCUAUCAAUCCUUCAAAUUCCAAUAGAAAUCAAUAAUUAUUGUAAACAUUCUACGAAACAAAAUGGAAUAAACCAAUUCCAAUAUAUAGAACAGCACAAUAUAGAAAGUUAUACCAGUACAUCCAGCACAUUGUUACUCUAUCACACAUAAUUAUAAUGAAAAUUACAAGUUUUUUUGAUAUCCAACAUCUAUGCUGGAAUCUAUUUGGCGCGCUGGAUGUUGCAAUUUUCUCCAGUAAUGGAGCUAAAUGUGGAAGUAUAGAGGAAGUAGUGUGAUUGCUAAUGUUGAAAUUGCUAUUGUAGUUUCAGAUAGCCCGAUAUGUGCAGUUGCGGCUUCUAGUACAGAAUGAAGAUUAUAAUUCUAAAGGAUCAUCUGUUGCAGAUUUAACAAAUUAAAAAGAAUGGCAACAAGCAAAACUGUUGA